This is a messenger RNA of Camponotus floridanus (Florida carpenter ant), 2075 nucleotides long. RefSeq names its product transcriptional repressor protein YY1. The transcript has 3 exons. The record is from RefSeq and is a predicted model, not a curated record. Gene Ontology annotation, cellular component: PcG protein complex; transcription regulator complex. NCBI's taxonomy places the organism in Eukaryota, Metazoa, Arthropoda, Insecta, Hymenoptera, Formicidae. Bases 26 to 1183 code for a protein of 385 amino acids. Gene Ontology annotation, biological process: regulation of transcription by RNA polymerase II. Gene Ontology annotation, molecular function: RNA polymerase II cis-regulatory region sequence-specific DNA binding; DNA-binding transcription factor activity, RNA polymerase II-specific.
CAGGCCAGCCAUUUUGCACGGUAAUAUGGCGUCGCCGCCGGAGAUUAAUAUGGCGUCCUCCGACAUAAUAACCGAGGUGGAGAUACAACCGGACAUCCAGGAGGUCGAGAUAGAGGCGAUCCCGGUGGAGAUACCGUGCGAGACCGUGGAGACGACGAUCGAGGGCGAGGACGGGCAGCCGAUGAUAGCGCUGCAGCCGCUGCCGGAGCCCGGGCGCGAGGAAAUCAUACUCCAGACCCAGGAGGAGAUCGUCGGCGGGGACUCGCUCAGCGUUUACGACCAGAUCCCGGUGCCGGAGAACGACAUUUAUGUCGAGUCGAGCCCCGGGCCGUCGCGGAAGGCCACGAAGAAGGCGCGCAAGAGCGGGGGGGCGCGUUUCCGCGCGUCUGACCACGCGAUCUUCGGCGAGAUGGCCACGGAGACCAAGGCUAGGAAGUGGGAGCAGAAGCAGGUGCAGAUCAAGACGCUCGAGGGCGAGUUCUCGGUAACGAUGUGGGCGUCCGGCACGGACGACGAUGAAGGUUCGAACCCAGAGCCGGAUCCGGAUUACACAGAUUACAUGACAAGCAAGACCAACGCCAAAUUCAACUCAAACAGCUCGGUGUCGGAUGGGAUGCCGGGAUUAGAUCUCUCGGAUCCAAAACAGCUGGCGGAGUUCGCGCGACCAGGUCACAAGCUGAAGGUGCGCAAGCCGCAGGUGAUGGACGGCGUAGAACGCACGAUCGCCUGUCCGCACAAGGGAUGCACCAAGAUGUUUCGAGACAACAGCGCGAUGCGCAAACACCUGCACACGCACGGGCCACGGGUGCACGUGUGCGCCGAGUGCGGCAAAGCGUUCGUCGAAAGUUCCAAGCUCAAGCGGCACCAACUCGUCCACACAGGCGAGAAACCGUUUCAGUGUACGUUCGAGGGAUGCGGGAAGAGGUUCAGUCUCGACUUCAAUCUACGCACGCACGUGAGAAUCCAUACCGGCGACCGGCCGUACGUCUGUCCCUUCGACGGAUGCAGUAAAAAGUUCGCACAAUCGACGAACCUCAAGUCACACAUAUUGACUCACGCGAAAGCCAAGUCAAGGAACGCGAUUGGGAGACAAGUACAACAAAUUCAACUUCAGCAGCCUCAAUACGUCCAAGUUGAAGUUGCAGAUGUGGACAAUCAACAGUUCAUUGUCUACGCCGAUUAGCCCCCUUAAAUAUUGAUCUCGUGUACCCUUCGCUACUGAACAUUAUUACUGAAAUAUCGUAAUCAUUAAUUAUUAAUCUAAACAGUGUAAAUAUUUUCACGAUUUGUGCAAGCGAUAUCAUGGCAGAUGACACAGGCAGCCAAGCAUCUGCCUUAAGAGAAUUAAUGGAAAGAUUGAUUCAUGUGGAAUUAAUACCUCCGUGCUUAGAUACGAAUUAUUUCAAGAAUAUCUGGAGCACUAUAUAUAUAUAUACAGGGUGUUUCUAAAACUAUGUCGGAGAUUUUAAGGGCGUAUUCUAAGGAUCAAAAUAAGAAAAAAAGCUCAUAUAAACAUGAGUCCAAAAAUGCUUUUCCUCCGAGUUAUAACCCCCUAAAGUUGAGGGAAAAAAUCGAAAAAUGUAUUGUAACUCUUGGAGACUUUUUCAUAGAACGUUAAAAUUUUGCACAGCGUAAUAAUUAAUAAUGAGCUUCAUUUUUAUGUGGUUUCGACAAUUUUUUCCCAUGUUUAUAUGAAUUUUUUCUUAUUUUAACCCCUAGAACACGCCCUUAAAAUUUCCGACAUUAUUUUAGAAACACCUUUUAUAUAUAUAUAAUCGUAAAAAAAAAAAUGAGAAAUGGCAAGUAAAGUUAAGUUAUAUUACUUAAGAAAGAAAGAAAAAAAGAAAAAUAUAUAUAUAUAUAUACACCUUCUAAAAGGUAACGCUAGACUGUGACGCGCACUGCUCAAUCUCUUGCGAACAAGUGAAAUCGAGUGCGCUCGCAAAACACCUAAUACACAUACACACAUAUACACAGACACUCGACUGUAUAUAUCUAUAAAUAUAUAUAAGUACAAUUAAAAUAUUGUAUACAGUAUAUUUUGGAGAAAUUCAGAUGAGAAUAAACCACGAAGA